This is a messenger RNA of Culex pipiens pallens (northern house mosquito), 1207 nucleotides long. Its product is annotated as zinc finger and BTB domain-containing protein 49-like. Bases 279 to 1070 code for a protein of 263 amino acids. Gene Ontology annotation, biological process: regulation of transcription by RNA polymerase II. The record is from RefSeq and is a predicted model, not a curated record. The transcript has 2 exons. Gene Ontology annotation, molecular function: DNA-binding transcription factor activity; RNA polymerase II cis-regulatory region sequence-specific DNA binding. Lineage: Eukaryota; Metazoa; Arthropoda; Insecta; Diptera; Culicidae.
CUGAAAUCAGUUUGUUUAUGUUUACAUUUGUUCGAUGCGGAGUGCGCACAAAUUUUGAGUGUUGAAAUUAAUUUGUUUACUACUUUAGUUAGUUACCGGUAAAGUUUUAUGUUAAAAUGAUCGGUGAUCAACUUGUAAUUGUGCCUGUUGUUUCAAAUGAAAGCGUGACAAUGGAAGAACAAAGGUAUUAAUGUUAUGCUAGCUAAAAACCUAAAAAUUACCUGGUUUUAUGAUAAAAACAAAAAGUUCAACAUGUUAUUUCUCAUUCCACCAUCAGCAUGGAUGUCAACCCGGCGACUCUGGCUAGCUAUGGAAUCUCCUUCUACAGUGAAGAGCAAGACUACAAUCCUCCACCCGUGCUUGCAAGUGCGGCGCCUCAAAUUGAGCCAAACUACUCAAAAUACGACCUUGGCGAGGGUUACUUCAGUUACUACGCGGACGACCCAAAUGUUCCUGAACGGUCCAGUUGCAGAGCAGCAUCACCGGCAUUGUCGGACAUUCUGAACGAAUUUUCGGUUCCGGGAGGAAUUGUGCCCUUGGAAACCAGUGAUUGCAGUGACACGGAGGAUGAUCCUGAAAUCUCUGAAAAGGCAAUUACCAUCAACGCCAGCGACGACGAAUCAAGUUCCGCUCUCCCGGUUCCGAAAACCAAAAAGUCCCGUGGUCGUAAGCGCCUCCAACAGGAGGUGGUCAUUCCCGGCAAGUGGUACUGCAAGGAGUGUGCUCGAAAUUUCAUGAGCCAGGCAGGGCUAACGCAGCACAUCAACACCCGCCAUUCCCGGCUGAAGCCGCAUCGCUGUGACGUCUGCAGCAAGCGGUUUGAUUUUCUGCAAGAGAUGAAAGAUCAUCGGGAGAGGCAUGCGGCAAAGAACAAACCGUUCGCAUGUUCCUUCGAUGGGUGCACCAAGAGGUUUGUGUAUCGGUAUGAUAUGGAUCGACACUUUCUGACCAAUCACGGCGAGGCACCGCACCCCUGUAAGCUUUGCGAUCGAGGAUUUGGGCGGAUGGAUCAGCUGCAGAAACAUUUGCAAAGUCAUAGGAAGAAUACGAACUUUAGACAUAUGUGCUAAGAACAAGUCCACGAGCAGGCGUCAGAUCGUAUGUUCUGCUUGUGGACUUACUCUUUUUGUAGGAUGUUGCUGAAAUGUCAUGCUCGAUCUUCAUAGAAUUCAAAGACUUUGCCCCAAUAAAUCGUUUUGUUAUCAUA